Messenger RNA from Dama dama (fallow deer), 840 nucleotides. Its product is annotated as placental prolactin-related protein 4-like. Gene Ontology annotation, molecular function: prolactin receptor binding; hormone activity. NCBI's taxonomy places the organism in Eukaryota, Metazoa, Chordata, Mammalia, Artiodactyla, Cervidae. The record is from RefSeq and is a predicted model, not a curated record. The coding region runs from base 1 to 840 and encodes 279 amino acids. Gene Ontology annotation, cellular component: extracellular region. The transcript has 5 exons. Gene Ontology annotation, biological process: female pregnancy; positive regulation of receptor signaling pathway via JAK-STAT; positive regulation of cell population proliferation.
AUGGCCUCAUGGCUUUCCUUAAGAAGCAUUCAAUGCAGCAGAUUUCCUCCAUCCCAUCCCAUCUGGCUGUUUCCCCACAGUCAACAGGAGUCUCCACCCUGGGAUCAUUCUGCAAUCCCCAUGGCUCCAGCUCCCAGCUUCCAUGGACACCAGUGGACUUACAACCCUGUCCAAGGGUCCUGCCUGCUCCUGCUGCUGGUCAUGUCAAAUCUGCUCCUGUGCCAAGGCAGCCCAUGCCCGGACCUCUGUCCUGAGGGGGAUGAACUCUGCCGGACUGCCCUUAGGGAUCUGUUUAUCCGUGCCACCAUCCUGUCCAACGACAUGUAUAACCAUUCUGCGAAAAUGUUCGAUGACUUUGAUUUAAGAUAUGCCCAGGGCAAACCGUAUCAUAUCAAUGCCUCCAACAACUGCCACACCAAUACCCUCCAUCUCCCUGAAGCUAAAGAACAUGCCCAACUCAUGAACAAUAAAGGCCUUAUUACGUGGAUACUCAUGUUACUGUACUCCUGGGGUAAACCUCUGUAUGAGCUAGUCACGGAGCUGCGGAGUAUGAAAGAAGUCUCAGAUGCUAUCCUAUCAAGCGCCAGAGAAAAUGUGAGAAAAGUAAAAGAACUUCAAGCACUCAUAGAGAGGCCAUUCAGCCAGGUUAUUUCUAGAGCCAGGAGGAAGAUGUUCUACGCUCGCAUUUACUGGUUUGGACUCCGAUCCCUGAAGUCGAGCAAUGAAGAAAGGCGUCAUUCUGCAUUUUUUAACUUGUUUCACUGCCUGCGCAGGGAUUCACGUACACUUGACCUUUACACCAAGCUACUGGCAUGCCGACAGCUCUACAAGAAGUGUUAA